CGCCUUAAAACUACAUUGACGUUUUCACCAGUUUAUCAACAAUCCGAACUGACAAAUUAAACGCUGAGCUUUAUUUUUAUAACUGUGAUUGAGUAUGAGCUGCAUGGCGGAGUCCUUAGCGGAACAAGCAUCAAAUAAGCGGAAACAGACUUUAACCAAGAAGCUUAGAUCCGAAUACAUGAAGAAAUUUAAAGCCCCUAAAUGGGAGACCUACUACAGCUGCUACGAGGAUAUGCUGAGUUACAGGCUAAGCCGUCGUCUUCUGGAACAGACUCACAACCCCUGGAUUUGGGAUGACUGGAAGAAAAGUCCAGAUUCUAGCGGUAGCACUACCCCAAUUAAGCGAAAAUCGGGAGAGCCGCCUGAGACACCGAAAGAAACAAACGACGCACCCCUCACGCUGAAGAUACCAGGGACAACAGAUGUGGAAAGCAAGCCUGAGUUAAAGAACGAAGAUCCCAUGUUGCCAAUUAGUUCACCUAGAAAAGACUCCUCUACCCAAACUCCUCAAGAGCCAAAUGCAAAUAGAACUGUUAAAACUAAGAAUAACAUAGUUUGCAAGCCCUCUAGAAAAAAGACCCAGAAAAAGCAAGUUCCACAGCAAGGCAAAGAAAACAAACACCCCUUUCUGUUGUAUGGCUGGGCAGAAAAAAAGCCAGAGACUGGGAAUAAGAAAACAUAUAAUGUCCGGCCUUCCACUUCAACAACAGAGAUUCAUAAUUCAGCUUUAAGAGCGAAAAUGCGAAGAGAAGUUGAGAAGAAACUGAAAGCACUAGAGAAUCCACAAACUCAUUUAAACCAUCUAGAGAGGAAACAAUGGAGACCUUCCCAAGCAGAAAAUCCAUGGAUCUCUGAGUAUAUGCGAUGCUUUUCUGCAUAAUCUUUUUGAAAAGGCAUUACUCAUAAAAUAAAAAUUGACCAGCAAAUUCUGUUAGAUUAUUGGCUGGGAUGUAACAUGUGGACCAUGUUAAUAACAUUGCUCUGUCCUGGUAUUCGCUGUGAACCACAGGAACACUUACCUCAAGUGUAAUUUAAAUUAUUUACUGGCAAUGAUUUGCAGAUAUUACUUUGCAAAAAGACACAAUAAAUACAGAACUGUUUGUAUAGUGUGUUUUUACAAC
Molecule: messenger RNA, 1121 nt
Organism: Erpetoichthys calabaricus (reedfish)
Lineage: Eukaryota; Metazoa; Chordata; Cladistia; Polypteriformes; Polypteridae
Gene: ccsapb
Product: centriole, cilia and spindle-associated protein b
Exons: 3
Coding region: 95-880 (261 amino acids)
Biological process (GO): regulation of mitotic spindle assembly
Cellular component (GO): ciliary basal body; centriole; ciliary transition zone
Molecular function (GO): microtubule binding
Source: RefSeq, a predicted model, not a curated record